AUGCCCAAACGAAAACGCGGCGAAGACGAUGUGCCAGUAGAGAAAGUCUUCUCCCGCUUCCGCAUCGACCUGUACCGAGCCUUGAAAAAGGUCCGAGGCUUUGAGCGGCAGCGGCAGUCCAAACGUUUGCGCGAUGCAAAGGCCACGCCUGACAAAAAGGCCAGGAUAGAAAAGGAAAUUGUCGUUCUCAAGUCUCUCGAUCUGCAGCAAGCCGCCCACGCCCACCUUUGCUCCUCCCUUCUUCGCAUCAAGUCAAUCGCCGAGUCGGAUAAAUUGCCGGAGGAGAUUAAGGCAGGAAUUCCCAAACCGCAGCUGACGGACGAGGAGAAGGCGGCAUUGCACAAUGUCACGAGCGCGCUGUAUAAUCGGAAAGAGGUGAAGAGUGUGGUCGAAAGUGCUGUCGAGGCCGUGUGUAAGGCUAUCGGCGUGGCGGUACCGGAAAAGAAGGAGAAAAUUAAGGGAAAGAAGAAAAGUGAGGGCGAUGAUAGGCCUCAAGAAAGCAGUAAUCACGCGGAGGGCGACAAAGGGAGUACGAAGGACCGCAGCCCGGAGGAAGGAAAGUUGAAGGAGAAGAAGAAGAGGAAAGGGAGUGAAAGCGCCAAGGCGGGGGAAGGUGAGGAGGAAAAUGAAGAGGAGGAAAAGGCGAUUUCCCAACUGGAUGCACUGCUCGGUCUGGCAUCUGACACUGAAGAUGACGAGGAAGAGGAGGAAGUGCUCCAGAAGGGUCGGACAAGAAGGUCCACAGCUGCCAAAACGGAGCUCGAUCCGAUGGAAAUAACUACCGACGAAGAAGGGGAUGAAAGCGAUGCCGAGGACGAAGAUGGGACCGAUGAAGAGAACGAAUUUGAGGGCUUCAGCGACUCGGAUCAAAGCAAUCAAAAACAGUCGCCUAGCGACGACGAGAGCGUGGAUGUCUCUGAUGAUGAGAGCUCAGCGUCCUCCAUAGAUCGCUCGCCGCCGCCAAAGAAAGCUGCAACCUCGAAAAGGGGCGCCAAAACCAUACCUGGGGACUCUACCUUCCUGCCCACGCUCAUGGGAGGCUACAUCUCUGGUUCCGAGUCAGCAGAAGAUAUUGACGACAUUAGACCCCGCAAAAACCGCCGGGGUCAGAGGGCAAGACAAGCCAUCUGGGAGAAAAAGUACAAGGACAAGGCCAAACACCUGCAAAAGCAAGCCAGCCAGGGCCGCGAUGCAGGGUGGGAUCCUAAGCGAGGUGCGGUGGAUGGGGAUGCAAAACCGUGGAAGCGAGGCAUCCGCAACCCCUUGCUUGAAAAAUCGAAGGGGCCCGAGCCCGCACAAGCGCCUCCAAAGAAGGAUCCCCCAAAGAGAACGAGGGAUGACAGUGGUCCACUUCAUCCCAGCUGGGAAGCAAAGCGGAUGGCCAAGGAGAAGCUUACAGCUCCGUUUCAAGGCAAGAAGAUCACCUUCGACUAA
Canariomyces notabilis is the source of this 1434-nucleotide messenger RNA. RefSeq names its product Bud-site selection protein. The record is from RefSeq and is a predicted model, not a curated record. Gene Ontology annotation, cellular component: nucleus; 90S preribosome. NCBI's taxonomy places the organism in Eukaryota, Fungi, Ascomycota, Sordariomycetes, Sordariales, Chaetomiaceae. Gene Ontology annotation, biological process: maturation of SSU-rRNA. The coding region runs from base 1 to 1434 and encodes 477 amino acids. The transcript is spliced from 2 exons.